GUUUUCACAGAAUUACAACAGCCGUAACCAGUCGUAACUUUACAACCGACCACUCCACUAUUAUUUUAAUAAAUCGCGCGUGACAGCUUAAUAAAAAAUCAUUUAAAUCCAAUAGAAAAGUAAUAAUUAACAAGAAAAAAAAAAUAUUUAAUUUCAAAAUAAAAGAAAUGGAUUUGUGACAAAAUGACUGAUUAUGUCCAGGAGCACAAAAAUUUGAAAAAAAUCAAAACCUAGAUUAAAGUUGUCAAUUAUGUGGUGGAGAUAAAUUUAUCCUGAAGAUUUUAAAUAAAGAGAUAAAAAGUUUAAAUAUUUUGGGUGAGUGUUAAAGUGAAGUGGGUCUCGGUGAGAUGGCCUUCAUGAUGAAGAAGAAAAAGUACAAAUUUUCAGUUGAUCUUGUUCUGGAGGAACUCACCGCAGUGCCUUUUGUUAGUGCGGUUUUAUUUGCCAAGAUGCGAUUGCUAGACGGUGGAUCUUUCGUUGAUCAUUCAACUAGGGAAGAAGUUCAGGAGCACACGGUACGAUGGAAUGCUAAAUUUGAAUUUUUAUGCAAAAUGAGUGCCAGUGCUUCUACUGGAGUCCUCGAUCCUUGUGUUCUGCGGAUAUCCAUAAGAAAAGAAUUAAAAGGAGGUCGAUCAUUUCAAAAAUUAGGAUUCACUGAUUUAAAUCUUGCGGAGUUUGCUGGAGCUGGAUUGUGUAGACGCAGAUGUUUGUUGGAAGGCUAUGACGCGCGUCAUCGCCAGGAUAAUUCGAUGCUGAGAGUCGCUAUCAAGAUGAACAUGCUCUCUGGAGACAUUCUUUUUAAAGUACCGUCGCCGUCGUUGAAACAAACUCAGCUAACGGUUCCUGGUGCUCCAGGUGCUCCAGGAAUUGCUGACGAAAUAAUUGGCGGUGACAGAUGUUCUAAUCGCGAGGACUACGUAUCAAGUGGUUCUUUAGCUGGCAGUACAGCGAGCGCUAGCAGUGGGUUUGGUAGUCUUCCUAAAAAGAGGCCUGCGCUUUUUUCUUCCGAAUUGCUCAGCGGGACGGAAUCCUACGACCCAAUGACAUUAAAUGAAGUGGUACCUUCAGCAGUGCCUCCAGAUGUACUGACCGAGGUUCACACUGAGUCAGGACACUCUCGAAACUCGAGUAACACCAGCCAGCUGAGCAAAGGCUCCGGCUACGGUUCUCUAAACUCCCACAGUCAGCACAGCAGACAAAGCAGCAGCGGUGACAGCGGACACAUCAGGUCACCCUCUUGGCCGGUAUGGGCGCCACGGCUCCCUACCCUGUCACAAAAUGAACCUUACCAACAAAAAAGUUCCCUAAAUAAUCAGACAUUAUUAACUCCCCCGUCACCGCUGUCUCGAUUGAGUACAGAAACGUCAACUCCAAAGCGUUUUUGGACAAACUCUAUCCCACCCGAGCCCGUUAGAUCCUUGAGUAAUGUCCUAAAAACAAGUUGUCCAGUUGGUUCAAAUGCCAACGGCACCUGCUCUACCAGAGACAGCAUUAACUUCAAAAGACCUCCGCCGCGAAUUUCCCAGUCAACCUGGCGCAAUAUGUCCAAGACUUGUGACUGCAUUGAUCACCAGCCAAGUCCAGUUUUAUUGCGCCUCGGUGACCAGGCACGUGCUGUCUCAUCACCAGAUCCUCUUCAUCGGCCCGAAACUCCUCGCGCCUCCUCGUUUAUCUCCGCCGCUGCUCAGACCCUCAGAGGCAUCGGAGGUGGGCACAGAAAAUUACUUGAUGGUACGGGAGGGAAACUAGCAACAGUUACAACAAGUCCAGACUCUGAUGAAUCGAUGCUAAGUGUCCCAUCAGAUGUAUCGACUGCUACUUUGCAGCAUCGUAACAGCAUUACCCCAUUAAAUCCUUCUGGUGGAUCGGGACUCAGUGAAACUGGAUCAUUGGAUCGCGCAAAAGCAGCACUUGAGCGGCGGAAAAAAGCUGAAGACUCGACUGGUAACUCGGUAGCAUGCAGAGUUGAAGUGACACGUCCUAAUCCGGACUCAUUGAUUGACGAAUUGCUUAAAGCAACAAAUUUAGAGCAGACUGAUCUCGAAAGUGCUGAGACGUCUGGAUUGCAAUUAUUUAUUGGAAAAGACGGUACAACAGCACUUGGUAGUCAUGAAAUAAAAAGCCAAAUGCCGGCAGGUGUAUUUAAACAAGUUGUUAUGGAAGAAAACAAUAGGUAACAUCAGCAGAUUACGACGACAAUGUCGUCGACGUCUGGAUCCUCACUAAGAAGACAGUACUCGUCAUCACGACAGUCAACAAUACCACCAACAUUUUCCCUAGCUCUUGUACCGGAACUCGUUAUGGAAACUUCCGAACCGAGAUAGUAAAAAAACAUUAUAUUUUUUAACAAAUAUAUUAUUUAUCCACUUUAUCAUUUUUUUAAAAAAAUUUUUUCGGGAAUUUCUGUCUGAUUUCUACAGUCCACCGAAUUCUGAUCACGUCUGAAUCGCACAUGAGACUAAGACUUUAUUUUCGUUAUUUUUACUCUGUACUAAAUAAUUAUUUAAAAUAUUUUUCUUCCUGGACUAAAAAAAAAUUCGUAGUUAAAAUAAAAUUUAAAAAAAUUAAAUAGAUAGAAAAAUAAAUAAAAGUUUUAUCAAUUUUUAACUACAAUUACUUGCAUCAAUCUUUAUUUAAAAAUGUAAAUAUUUUAAUCAAAUGGCUACGGUGUUUUUUUUUUUAAUUUUUAAUUUUAAACGAGCUUGAAUUAAUUAAUAUUUCGAUGCAAGUUAAUUAAAUGUUAAAAAUUUGUAUAUAUUAAUUAUUAAAUAUUAAAUUUAAAAAUAUGUAGUUGUUAUUUAGAUAAGUGGCGCUUCAAACAGACAAAUAAUAAUUUAAAAUAUUUAGUUAUGGCUCUGGAAAUUUUAAAUCAUAAAAAAACAAUGAAUACAAAUUUAUUUAAUGAUCAUAACUUUUUUAAUUUUGAAAUUAUCGAUUCGCGGAUAAGGACCUUUUUUGUAGGAAAUUUAAUUUCCUACAAAAAAGUCUUAUGCCGCGAGUCGAUUAGUUCAAUGUUUAAAAAAUUAUGGAAACAAUUAAAAUCCGCGGGGUUAAAAUUUUUAAAUAAUUUUUUAUUGUUCAAAAUAAACGGAGCCAGAUCUAAUUAGUUAUACAAACAUCAAUCGAUACAUCAAUAUUAUUAUUUAAUUUAAAAAUAAAAUAAAAUUUUGUUCGCCACUUGAUGGAUGCCAUAAAUUCCAAUUUAAAAAAUUAAAUAAUUAAAAAAAGGUGGAAUUGAAGGAUAUUUAUUAUUUAAAUAAUUAAUUAAUAAAAUUAGACUUGCCAAAAUAUAAUUACUAUUUUUUUUUUUUUCGUUAUUUUCGAUUAUUAAAUCAUCACGUGACAUCACUGACUGAUUUCUUAAGGUAUUAAUAAGAAUUAUUAUUAUUAUUAAUUAUAAAACGCAGUGGCUUCUUAAUUAUAUCUCAGUGACUAUUUUCUUCCAAUUGUAUGAAAAUAUAAAAUUUUUUAAUUAUAUAAAUAUUUUGUAAAGAG
This is a messenger RNA of Microplitis mediator, 3495 nucleotides long. RefSeq names its product EEIG family member 2. The transcript is spliced from 10 exons. Bases 348 to 2177 code for a protein of 609 amino acids. Lineage: Eukaryota; Metazoa; Arthropoda; Insecta; Hymenoptera; Braconidae. The record is from RefSeq and is a predicted model, not a curated record.